UUUUCUAAACCCCUGUCUGCUCGGUACCGUUAUUCUUGAAUUACGGCUAUACGAUAUGUAUAUCCUUCACGAAGCAGGCGCAGUUUAGGGGAUUGUUCUGCAUUUCUUCUCGGUGGUCUCUUAUUACAUGAAGCUGCGCUCCAAACUUGAUUCAUCCGCUUAACGUCGAAGUCAUGGAGUCGUUACGUCCUCAGCGGUUGCAACCUGGCAUCGGGCUUGGAAACGCUAGCGGGACCCUCCGUUCAUCUCUUCGUCCGGGAGUGACCGUCCCUACCGCCCCGCCGCCUCCCGUCUCCUGUUUGUCCGCCUCAGGUCCUCCCCCGCCGCCGCCACCGCUGCAGCUGCAUAGCCUAGGGAUGGGGGUAGCAGGAGCUUCCGGGCUUGGAGCCACGGCGGGAGUCCGGGUCGGACUGGGGAGCCCAGGGAACCCUGCGGUGUUACGGGAGGCAGUGGAAGCUGUGGUACGAAGCUUUGCGAAACACACGCAAGGUUACGGCCGGGUAAAUGUGGUUGAAGCCUUGCAAGAGUUCUGGCAGAUGAAGCAGACACGAGGAGCAGACCUUAAGAAUGGUGCCCUGGUGGUUUAUGAGAUGGUACCGUCAAGCAGCCCCCCAUAUGUCUGCUAUGUAAGCCUUCCUGGUGGCAGCUGUUUUGGAAGUUUCCAGUUCUGCCCCACAAAGGCUGAAGCCCGUCGCAGUGCUGCCAAGAUUGCCUUAAUGAACUCAGUCUUUAAUGAACACCCUUCACGACGCAUUACUGAUGAGUUCAUCGAACGAAGUGUCUGUGAAGCCCUAGCUUCAUUCAAUGGAAACAGGGAGGAAGCAGACAAUCCUAACACUGGUAUAGGAGCUUUCCGCUUCAUGCUAGAAUCCAAUAAAGGCAAAUCAAUGUUGGAAUUUCAGGAGCUGAUGACAGUCUUUCAGUUGUUGCAUUGGAAUGGCAGCCUAAAAGCGAUGCGUGAGAGGCAGUGCUCUAGACAGGAGGUGCUGGCACACUAUUCUCAUCGUGCGCUGGAUGAUGACAUGCGUACACAGAUGGCAGCGGACUGGGUGAACAGGGAGCAGACCGUGCCAGGCACUAUUGCACGGGAGCUUGGGGCUGCUGAAAGAGAGUUGGAAGAAGCCAGACUGGCAGGCCGUGAGCUGCGUUUUCACAAGGAAAAAAAGGACAUCCUUAUGUUGGCUGUUGGGCAGCUGGGCAAUUCUAAUGCAAACACUCUGCCAGCCAACUGCUAGGGACCAGCAUCUGGUAUUACCAGACUAUGAGUAAUUGGUAAAAGGCUCUGAUUUUUCAAAAAAUCUAGGGCAUAGAACAGCAUUCUUGGUCACAGUACAACACCCCCCCACCCCUCCAAUUCAUUUGGAGGGCAAAGACUACAGUGUUGUUUCACUCAGUGAUGGCACCACUGUAACCAUUCAUAAGUGGAGUAAACUGAUUAAUUAAUCACAGAUUUUCAAUUAUUAUAACCCAGAUUAUAACCCAGUAAGUUUUAUCCUGCAAAAUUUUAACUGAUAAGUGUUAGACUGCACUUAUAAUUUUUGUACAUAAUAUGAUCUGUCAUUGUUGAUUACCCUGCAAUUUUAAUAUAACUAUAAAAAUGACUAUAAAUAAAGUGCAGUUUACAAAGUACAUAUAUACACUAACCUUAGAAAAAGUGUGCCAAAAUGAAAACAUUAUGAAAAAUAAUUUUAUAUUAAUAUUAAACACUAUAGGUAGAGAUUUUCAAAGGAACAACACUAAAGAGUCAAAUAAAAAUCGGGAGUGGUCUCCCCUAGACUUUCUCGUAUACUCAGAUAUGGGGAUAGAUAUUUGAGGAGUAAAAA
Messenger RNA from Polypterus senegalus (gray bichir), 1823 nucleotides. It is a transcript of the gene lix1l, whose product is annotated as limb and CNS expressed 1 like. Gene Ontology annotation, biological process: autophagosome maturation. The transcript has 6 exons. The record is from RefSeq and is a predicted model, not a curated record. NCBI's taxonomy places the organism in Eukaryota, Metazoa, Chordata, Cladistia, Polypteriformes, Polypteridae. Gene Ontology annotation, cellular component: cytoplasm. Bases 174 to 1235 code for a protein of 353 amino acids.